AUGAACGAAGACGACCGAAUCAUGGAUAUCUACAAGAAGAUCGAGCGGGAGAAGAUGUUGAUCCAGGCAGCAAGCAUGAUGCGCCUGCAAACCAACAACGAUGCUGUCCAAUCAAAGCUCGACUCCCAGAUGCGCGAAGGCCGGCGCAACCUGGAGUUUUUUGAGGAGAAGUUGCGUGAAUUCCAAAUGCGACGUCUCGGCCAGGGCAUGGAAAACGUGAGCCUUGGAAGUGGCAGUGGCUCUGCAAGCGGCUCAUUGCGACCCCUCAGCACCGAUAUGCACCCAGACAAUGAAGGCCCCCCGGCCCCGCCGCCAAAAGACGCCUCGUCAUGGGCAGACAAUUCAACGCUGGCUUCCACCAACCAGCCUGGACGGCAGAGCGAGUUACAGUCUCCGAACUUUUCUGUGUCUCCCGCGAAAAUGUCUAUGCCCAAGGCGCGGCCCAACUUCACGAAGCUUGAUCUGAUCAAAUACGACACGCCCUACCUUGGUCCGAGAAUCCAGCACAUGCUAUCGCAGAUACAGUUCAAACUCAAUGUCGAAGAGCAGUACUUGAAAGGAAUCGAGAAGAUGGUCCAGCUUUACCAGAUGGAAGGCGACAAGAAGAGCAAGACCGAUGCAGCCUCCAAAAAGGUCGAAAGCAAACAAAAGAUUACCCUGCUGAAGCAGGCGCUGAGACGAUACGAAGAGCUGCACAUUGAUAUCGACUCUGCAGACUCACCAGAUGAUGACAGUGUCAACGUCGCAAACAUGCGGAAGCCGCUUUCUGGCCAGCUGUCCAUCCGGGUGAUGUCAGUCAAGGAUGUCGACCAUGCGCCUACUGGCCGCUUUAGCCGCGGGCCCGAGUCCUUCAUUGCCGUCAAGGUCGAAGACAACGUGGCCGCACGAACGAGGCUGUCAAGAACGGACCGUUGGGAAAACGAGUUUCACAACAUCGAAGUUGACAAAGCGAACGAGAUCGAGCUCACCGUAUACGAUAAGCCCGGAGAGAACGCCAUCCCGAUCGGCCUGCUCUGGGUCCGCAUAUCCGACAUUGCGGAGGAGAUACGUAGGAAGAGGAUCGAGGCCGAGAUCAACUCCUCCGGCUGGGUGUCCGCAGACAAGAUGUCUCGCGACAGCGGCCGGGCCGCGCCACCCCAGUUUCCCACCACUCCGCAGACCCAAUUUAGCCCGCCACCAAACGCGCCGGGGAGCUUCUCACCAACGCAGCAGCAGUCGCCCCAGACGCAAGAGGCCGGCGGUGAGUUCCCACAGCUGCCACAGCUGGCUCCCGAGCCAAUCACCGGAUGGUUCAAUCUAGAGCCCACCGGGAAGAUUCAACUGAGCUUCAAUUUUGUACGCCAGAACAAAGACCGCCGCCCGCUCGACCUUGGUCUGGGCCGCAAAGGCGCCAUUCGGCAAAAGAAGGAGGAGGUGCAUGAGAUGUACGGACACAAGUUUGUCCAGCGCCAAUUCUAUAACAUCAUGCGGUGCGCCCUCUGUGGUGACUUCCUCAAGGGUGGCGCGGGGAUGCAGUGUGAAGACUGCAAGUACACCUGUCAUGUCAAAUGCUAUUCGAGCGUUGUCACCAAGUGUAUCAGCAAGUCGAAUGCCGAGACAGAUCCGGACGAGGAGAAGAUCAACCACCGCAUCCCCCAUCGUUUCCAGGCCUUUGGAAACUACACUGCCAACUGGUGUUGUCACUGUGGCUACUUGUUGCCGUUUGGCAAGAAGAGCUGUCGAAAGUGUUCAGAAUGCGGCCUUACUGCACAUGCUGGAUGCGCCCAUCUUGUGCCGGAUUUCUGUGGCAUGUCGAUGGCUGUUGCGAACCAGAUAUUGGAGGGCAUGCGGACGCAGAAGAGCCGCCAAAAAGCCUUGUCCUUGAGCGACCGUACUUUACGUCCUCUGAAGCCGGGUCAGGCAGGCCAGCAAUCGCCAUACAUGUCUCCAGGCGCGAGCCCGAGCCUCUAUGGUCCUGGGGCGGCGUCUCCUGAAGCUACAGAAGCAGCCAAAGCGAUGUAUGCGAGCCAGAUGUCGCCCAAGCACGCUGAACGGCCAGACCGCACGUCAAGCAUAUCCAGCUCGGCAGCAGCAGCAGCAGCGACAUUGGCGAUGUCGGGAUCCAUGACGUCUCCGGGGGGCACAAAGGGUGGUUCGGGCGGAUAUGGAGACCCGUAUGGAGCAUUGCAAACGUCACCUACCCAGGCAUACGGUAGUGCGCAGCAGCAGCGGAAGUAUAACCCUGCGGACUAUGCCAACAUCGGUGGCCAAUAUCCCCCAAGCCAGCCGCAAGCGUCGCAGAUGAUGCCGCCCGCAUCGUCUGCCGCCUUGCAGCAGCAGCAGCAGAUGCCACCGCAGCAGCAACACAUGUAUCAACAGCAGCCGACAUCGCUCCAGCAAGCACCGCUGAUGACGGAAGCUAACAUCAAGCCAAUGCUUCCCGAACAGGCGGCGGCUGCGCCGUCGUCGGUGGUUGACCUCGUGACGGGAACGGCGCAGAAGAAGCCUCUCCCAUUGGCAACAGACCCAGGCACGGGUCAACGGAUCGGACUCGACAACUUUAAUUUCCUUGCGGUCCUUGGCAAGGGCAACUUUGGCAAGGUGAUGUUGGCAGAGACGAAGCGAACGCAAAAGCUGUAUGCGAUCAAGGUGCUCAAAAAGGAGUUCAUUAUUGAAAACGACGAAGUUGAGAGCAUCCGGUCGGAGAAGCGGGUGUUCCUCGUUGCGAACCGGGAGCGGCACCCGUUCCUGACCAAUUUGCAUGCGUGCUUCCAGACGGAGACGCGUGUUUACUUUGUGAUGGAGUACAUUAGAGGUGGCGAUCUGAUGUUGCAUAUUCAGCGGGGGCAGUUCGGCACGCGGCGGGCGCAGUUCUAUGCCAGCGAGGUGUGCCUGGCGCUCAAAUACUUCCACGAGAACGGGGUGAUCUACCGUGAUCUGAAGCUCGACAAUAUUCUCCUGAACAUCGACGGCCACAUCAAGAUUGCGGACUACGGUCUCUGCAAGGAGGAUAUGUGGUACGGGUCGACGACAGGGACAUUCUGUGGCACGCCCGAGUUCAUGGCGCCGGAGAUUCUGCUGGACAAGAAGUACGGUCGUGCAGUGGACUGGUGGGCAUUUGGAGUGUUAAUCUACCAGAUGCUGCUGCAGCAGUCGCCAUUCCGUGGCGAGGACGAGGAUGAGAUCUAUGAUGCGAUUCUCGGAGACGAGCCACUCUAUCCGAUUCACAUGCCUAGGGAUUCAGUGUCGAUUCUGCAGAAGCUGCUCACGCGGGAUCCGGACCAGCGUCUGGGCAGCGGACCGACAGAUGCGCAGGAGGUGAUGUCGCAGCCGUUCUUCCGCAACAUUAACUGGGAUGACAUCUACCAUAAGCGGGUGCAGCCGCCGUUCCUGCCGACAAUCAAGAGCGAGACAGACACGAGCAACUUCGACUCUGAGUUUACGAGCGUCACGCCGGUGCUCACACCAGUGCAGUCAGUUCUGUCGCAAGCGAUGCAAGAAGAGUUCCGCGGCUUCUCAUAUACGGCGGACUUUGUAUGA
Messenger RNA from Grosmannia clavigera kw1407, 3519 nucleotides. RefSeq names its product protein kinase c. Gene Ontology annotation, molecular function: ATP binding; diacylglycerol-dependent serine/threonine kinase activity. The transcript has 6 exons. Lineage: Eukaryota; Fungi; Ascomycota; Sordariomycetes; Ophiostomatales; Ophiostomataceae. The record is from RefSeq and is a predicted model, not a curated record. Gene Ontology annotation, biological process: protein phosphorylation; fungal-type cell wall biogenesis; signal transduction. The coding region runs from base 1 to 3519 and encodes 1172 amino acids.